Messenger RNA from Pelobates fuscus (common spadefoot toad), 1417 nucleotides. RefSeq names its product ubiquitin-conjugating enzyme E2 G1-like. The coding region runs from base 117 to 626 and encodes 169 amino acids. The transcript has 6 exons. Lineage: Eukaryota; Metazoa; Chordata; Amphibia; Anura; Pelobatidae. Gene Ontology annotation, biological process: ubiquitin-dependent protein catabolic process; protein polyubiquitination. The record is from RefSeq and is a predicted model, not a curated record. Gene Ontology annotation, molecular function: ubiquitin conjugating enzyme activity.
CUGUACGGAGGACUGAGAGGCUAUAAGGGCGGAAGUGGUGGUGGGAAAGAGGCGACUGAGAAAGGUUUUUGGAUGAAAAGUGCCUGUUUGGAGGUUUCCUGGUCUCCCCUCACACCAUGUCAGAGCAAUCAGUCCUCCUGCUCAGGAAGCAGCUGGCUGAACUGAACAAAAAUCCAGUUGAAGGGUUUUCGGCUGGCUUAAUCGAUGACCAUGAUAUAUUCAAAUGGGAAGUGUUGCUUAUUGGACCUCAGGAUACAUUAUUUGAGGGUGGCUUCUUUAAAGUGCACCUUACAUUCCCAAGUGACUAUCCACUGAGGCCUCCAAAAAUGAAAUUUAUAACAGAAAUCUGGCAUCCUAAUGUUGCAAAGAAUGGUGAUGUGUGUAUCUCUAUUCUUCACGAACCUGGAGAAGACAAGUUUGGCUAUGAGAAGCCUGAGGAACGUUGGCUGCCCAUCCACACAGUGGAGACUAUCAUGAUCAGUGUUAUUUCUAUGUUGGCAGACCCGAACAGUGACUCUCCAGCUAACGUAGAUGCUGCCAAAGAGUGGAGGGAAGACCCAAAUGGUGAAUUCAAGAGAAAAGUUGCUCGAUGUGUUAGGAAAAGUCAGGAAAUGGCUUUUGAAUGAAAAGUGUUUCAAGCAAGAAAUUAUCCUCUGUACGUUUGCACCUAAUAAGCAAUAGAAUUCACAAGCUUAUGGCUACUCUUAUUGGAGCUUGUGCAGAGUUUCAUGGACUUCUCUCCCCCGCCCUCAGCAGACCGUUUACCUUUUUUAUAAAUUAUGAUCUACUUCUGUUUUAACUGAAAAUGUUGACUUGAUUGGUUUGCAAUCCCAACGGAGCUCCUUUAUUUAUUCAGAUAUAUAUUUUUUUGAAAAUGUAUUUUAUAAAGCUCAAGUCGCUCUUGCAUUUUUUUUUUUUUUUAACCCUGGAGACUGCAUAAUGGGCUGUUGCAGAAGCACUGUAAUAGAUGGUCACGGAGUACAAGCUUUCAAAGUGUCAAGCUUGCUUCCUGCAAAGCCACUUGCCUAGCAAUCAAAUUUUGACCAUAGUUUUUACUUUUUGUAGUGUUUAAGUACUGUGCUUGAGGAAUUUAAACAAUGAGGCUAACCCCACUAAUAUCCUUGUUACACAUUGCCUUUUUGCAGUAUGGGUUAAUUGGAUACAGCAAGAUUUCCUGGUCAAUUUAGAUAUGUGCAGUUCUGAUACUCAAUUACCCUGUUCUUUUUUUUCUCUUGUUUAUGCUAAAGCAAAAACAAGGUUUUGUUCCAUUUUAUUUUUUCCCCUCCCUUCUGAUCUUCCCAGCCGUUUUUGUUUUGCUUUUUUAAAUAAAACAUUUGGUUACAGAAUGCAACCUUUUUGAGAUGUUUCAAUAACUUAUGAGUCAUGUUUUGAAUAUAUUAAAGUUAAUUCAAUACAA